AUGUCAAAACGAUUCCUCUCUCUCCUCCUUUCCUACCUUGUAAUUGUAUGCCUCCUUUUAACCAUCACAAUCGCCAACACCGCAACUGCCAUUGCCAUACCCACUGCCACAAUCUCACAGCCAUUCAGACAAGCCCCAAAAUUCUACAACUCCCCACAAUGCCCUUCCCUCACCGACACAGACGACAGUGACACAGACACAGAAACCAACAAUGGCGACACCGACGACACCUUCUGCUCUGACAACGCCAUCCACGUUGCGAUGACCCUCGACACCGCCUACAUCCGCGGCUCCAUGGCGGCGAUCCUCUCCGUUCUUCACCACUCUUCCUGCCCUCAAAACAUCGUCUUCCACUUCGUCAUUUCCGCUUCCGCCAACGCAUCAAUCCUACACGCCACCAUCGCCACCUCCUUCCCGUACCUCAACUUUCACCUCUACACCUUGGACGACACCGCCGUCGCCGGCUUAAUAUCCACCUCCAUUCGCUCCGCCCUUGACUGCCCUCUCAACUAUGCUCGCAGCUACUUAGCCAAGCUUUUACCUCUUUGUGUCAACAAAAUAGUUUACCUCGACUCCGACCUCGUUCUCGUCGACGACAUUGCCAAACUCGUCGCCACCCCUCUCGACGACGACAGAGUUUUAGCUGCACCCGAGUACUGCAAUGCCAACUUCACCUCCUAUUUUACUCCGACCUUCUGGUCAAACCCUUCUCUAUCAUUAACCUUCGCAAAUCGUAAAGCUUGUUAUUUUAACACAGGUGUUAUGGUGAUCGAUCUUGAUCGAUGGAGAGAGGGUGACUAUACGACCAAAAUAGAAGAAUGGAUGGAGCUCCAGAAGAGAAUGAGGAUUUAUGAACUUGGUUCAUUGCCACCAUUUUUGCUUGUUUUCGCCGGAAAGAUAGCUCCGGUGGAUCACCGGUGGAAUCAACAUGGUCUUGGGGGAGAUAAUUUUCGCGGGCUUUGCCGGGAUUUACAUCUGGGUCCGGUGAGUCUUUUGCAUUGGAGUGGGAAAGGUAAACCAUGGGCUCGACUUGACGCAAACAGGCCAUGCCCGUUGGAUGCUCUGUGGGCUCCUUAUGAUCUCUUGAAGCCACCAUUCUCGUUUGAUUCUUGA
Ilex paraguariensis (yerba mate) is the source of this 1113-nucleotide messenger RNA. Lineage: Eukaryota; Viridiplantae; Streptophyta; Magnoliopsida; Aquifoliales; Aquifoliaceae. The record is from the annotation of a GenBank genome assembly.